GUCACAGACGUCAAAAAUGACAUUUAAAAGUUAAUGCGUGAGGUGUAUACAAGUGCCCUAAACUUUUAAAACUUUUCGAAUUUACGAACUGAAAAGAAUUGUGUUUUGUUUAUUUUUUUUUUGCUAUUUUUUUAACAACAGAAUAUCUUUAAAAACUGCUUGUAAAUAUUAAGUGUUCUUUAUAUUAUUUAAGAACUAAUAAAAUAGUUAUGUCUGAAAAUAUAUUGGUAAUUGGUAGCGGUGGCCGAGAGCAUGCAUUGUGCUGGAAAUUAGCUGAUUCUCCUCUCGUAAAGUCUAUUUAUUGUGCACCUGGGAGUGUUGGUAUUUCUUCCAUUUUAAAAGUAGACAGUGUAAAUCUCCAAGUUGAAGAUACAACGGCAUUAGCAGCAUGGUGCAAAGAGAAGGCAAUAAACUUGGUUAUCAUUGGACCCGAAGACCCCUUAGCAAAUGGUAUAGUUGAUGCUCUGUCCACACAUGGAAUCAAAUGUUUCGGGCCAACAAAGGCCGGUGCUCAGAUUGAGGCAAACAAAGAUUGGUCUAAGAAGUUCAUGAGCAAAUACCAGAUACCAACAGCAAGAUAUCAGUCUUUCACAGCUGCUGAGGAGGCUAAAGAGUUCAUUAAAAAAGCUCCAUUCCCGGCUUUAGUUGUGAAAGCAUCGGGCUUAGCUGCUGGAAAGGGGGUUGUGGUCGCCUCUAGCAAGGAAGAAGCAUGCGCCGCAGUCGAUGCUAUCCUCACCGAUUCAAAAUAUGGAAGUGCUGGAGAAACCGUUGUCAUCGAAGAAUUGCUCGAAGGUGAUGAAGUAUCGGUACUUGCGUUCACUGACGGCGAGACGGUAUCCAUGAUGCCACCAGCACAGGAUCACAAGCGCAUCGGUGAUGGUGACACAGGACCGAACACUGGCGGAAUGGGGGCAUACUGUCCAUGUCCUUUAAUCACACCAGAACAACUAGCUGACGUUAAGGAGCAAGUGCUGCAAAGAGCAGUUGAUGGCUUGAAGAAGGAGGGAAUCAAAUACGUCGGUGUUCUAUACGCCGGGAUGAUGGUGACGAAAUCUGGUCCGAUGACGCUGGAGUUUAACUGUCGAUUCGGAGACCCUGAGACCCAGGUGCUGAUGCUGCUGUUGGAGACAGACCUGUACACCAUCACUAAGGCUUGUGUGGAUGGCAAUCUCAAACAAGUACAAGUGAAAUGGGAGACAGAGAUGUCCGCAGUUGGAGUCGUCAUCGCUUCAAAGGGUUACCCGGAGACUUCCACCAAGGGAUGUGUCAUAAGCGGUCUCUCUAAAGUCCAGUCGCGACCCAACAUCAUGGUGUUCCACAGCGGGGUGGCCCGCGGCGCCAACGAGUCACUUGUGACGGCCGGGGGUCGAGUUAUGCUGGUCGCGGCCAAGCGCAGCUCCCUGAGAUCUGCUGCCUCGGUCGCCACUUCCGCCGCCGCCGAUAUAGACUUCCCUGGCGCUCAGUACAGGAAGGAUAUAGCUCAUAGAGCUUUUUCCAAGGUAAACGGGUUGUCAUACCUAGAAAGUGGAGUGGACAUCGACGCAGCAGCUUCACUGGUCCGCCUCAUAGAGCCGGUAGCGACUACCACCCACCGUCGUGGAGUGUUGGGUCGCCUGGGUUGUUACAGUGGCCUGUUCCACCUAUCUGCUAUGGACUCGCGGUUUACAGACCCAGUACUGGUCCAGGGAACCGAUGGUGUUGGGACUAAGCUGAAGAUUGCAGAGAUUAUGCAAAAAUACGACUCACUAGGACAGGAUCUAGUAGCAAUGUGCGUGAAUGAUAUAUUGUGCGCCGGGGCAGAGCCUUUCGCUUUUCUGGACUAUAUGGCUUGCGGGAGGCUGCAGAUUACUGUGGCUAGUACUAUCAUAAAAGGAAUUGCAGAUGCCUGUCUUAUGUCCGGCUGUGCUCUAUUAGGUGGUGAAACCGCUGAAAUGCCCUCAAUGUACGAAGUGGGCAAAUACGAUCUCGCCGGGUUUGCUGUGGGAGUUGUGGACAACCUAAAGCAGCUGCCCAGGAUGAAAGAGAUCCGAGCUGGUGACGUGGUGCUGGCGCUGCCUUCCACAGGCGUGCACAGCAACGGAUACAGCCUGGUGCAGAAGAUCAUGAUGGAAACUGGCCACAGUUUCCACGAGAAAGCCCCAUUCAGCACAUCAAACAAAACACUGGGAGAAGAAUUCCUGGAACCGACUGGCAUUUACAUAAAGGCGCUGAUGCCGGCCGUUAAGAAGAGUCUAGUGAAGGGACUGGCACAUAUCACCGGCGGUGGAUUACUCGAGAAUAUACCAAGGAUUCUACCACCAGGUGUCAGGGUUAGGUUGGACGCAACUAAGUUCAGAAUUAAGCCGAUUUUUGGAUGGCUUCAAGCUAAGGGUAUGGUGUCGGACUUCGAGAUGCUUCGCACAUUCAACUGCGGUGUGGGUAUGGUCGCGAUCGUAGACCCCGUGUGCCUACAGGAGUUCAUUGACACGGUCGACGGCGUGGUAGACGUAGUUGGGACCGUUGAAGCAAUCGACAAGAAAGGAGGGCACCAGGUGGUGGUGGACAGGUUCGUGGAGGCCAUGGCUCCGCUGACCAGCCCGCACCGGGUGCAGGGCGCGAGCGGGCACAAGUCGCUCUCGUACAAGGACAGCGGCGUAGACAUCGAGGCGGGAGACUCGCUCGUCUCUAUGAUCAAACCCCUCGCAAGGUCUACGUCACGUUCCGGUGUGCUUGGAGGUCUGGGUGGAUUUGGAGGCUGUUUCCAGCUGAAAGCUGUGGAAAAAGAGUACAAGGAUCCCGUGCUGGUGCUGGCGGCUGACGGAGUGGGGACCAAGCUGAAGAUCGCGCAGCGGAUCAACAAACACGACACGAUAGGCGUGGACCUGGUGGCGAUGUGCGUCAACGACGUCCUGUGCAACGGUGCUGCGCCGCUCACCUUCCUUGACUACUUCGCGUGCGGCGUGCUCCACGUGCACGUGGCACGAGACGUGGUGGCCGGCAUCGCGGACGGCUGUCGGCAGGCCGCCGCCGCGCUCAUCGGUGGAGAGACAGCGGAGAUGCCGGGCAUGUACGAGCCAGGCGUGUACGACAUCGCGGGCUUCGCACUGGGCGUGGUCGAACGCUCGCACAUACUGCCCAGGAUCAAUGACAUCAAGGUGGGAGAUAUCAUAAUAGGACUGCCGUCAAAUGGCGUCCACAGUAAUGGAUUCAGUCUCAUACAUAACCUGAUGAAGAAGGCAGGACUUACGCUCAGCGACAAGGCACCUUUCGGGGACGAGGGACUCACUUUGGGCGAGGAGCUGAUCAAGCCGACCCGCAUCUACGUGCAGAGCGUGGUGCCGGCGUUGCAGCGCGGGUUCGUGAAGGCCGUGGCGCACGUCACGGGCGGCGGACUGCUGGAGAACAUUCCACGAGUCAUCCCCGACGCCGUGCGAGCGAGGCUCAACGCGCACUGGUGGAACGUGCACCCCGUGUUCUCAUGGAUAGCGGACACUGGGUCAGUGAAGGAUGACGAAAUGCUGCGCACUUUCAACUGCGGCAUCGGAAUGGUGCUGGUGGUGGCACCAGAGCACCAGGCUGAGGUGAUGAACAUAACGCGGUCUUUCGGCGCCAUGGUGAUCGGCAGCAUCCAGGCCCGCGGGGCUGACGGCCGCCGGGUCAUCGUCGACAACUUCGCGUCUGCUCUCGACUUCACGCGCCGCAUGCCACUGCUGGUCACCAAGCGGGUGGCGGUACUGGUGUCAGGCAACGGCAGCAACCUUCAGGCGCUGGUGGAAAGUACGCGGGAUCCCAGCCAGUGUGUGUGCGCAGAGAUCGCUCUUGUCGUGUCCAACAAACACGACGCGUACGCACUCACGCGCGCCAAGAACGCAAACAUUCCUACGCUUGUGAUGAGUCACAAGGACUACGCCAGCCGGGAGGAGUUCGACCGCGCCUUGUCGCGCGAGCUCGAGGCGCAGCGGAUCAAUAUCGUGUGUCUGGCCGGCUUCAUGCGGAUACUGUCCGCAGAGUUCGUGCAGAAGUGGAAGGGUCGUCUGAUCAACAUCCACCCGUCGCUGUUGCCGCGUCACCCGGGGCUUCACGCGCAGAAGAAGUGUCUGGAGUCGGGCGACACGGUCUCUGGCUGUACGGUGCACUUCGUCGAUGAGGGUAUGGACACGGGACCCAUCAUAACCCAGGAGCGUGUGCCGGUGCUACCCGGUGACUCGGUGGAGUCUCUGUCGGACAGGAUCCUGGCGGCCGAGCACCGCGCCUACCCGCGCGCGCUGCGACACGUGGCCACGGGCCGCGUGAGACUCGACCACCACGGACAGCUCGUGAUGUGUUAACACCACCGCCGACCAACCUCAAAGCCCAAAACAACUACAACAUACAAGAACCCCGAGCGGCACUGCAUUGUAAUGGGUAGGGCGUAUCAAUUACCAUCAGCUGAACGUCCUGCUCGUCUCGUCCCUUAUUUUCAUUAAAAAAAACUCUAUAUGGAUGUAAUUGUUAAAUCAGACUGUGCCAUUAUUCCGUAACUAUUUCAAAUACCUUUAUUUACCAAAUAACUUUGAAUUGAUAUCGAAAGUACGUUAAGUGCCUAAUUAGUAAAAUGAGAUCAAUAACUUUUUAAAAAUGAAACGAGAUGUAUCCUAAAUUUUGAUAUUAAACACUCCCAUACAUCUAGUAUGGUAUUAGUAGAAAGGUUUUCGUUUCCUAAUUUUUAAAAGUUAUUUUAGCUUAGUACUGAUGUUAGAGGAAACUUUUUAUUAACCUAAUAAAGUAAUAAAAUUAUCUUUAAAUUGAAUAAUAUUUAUUUCUUAGAAAGUACAAAAUUUUGUAAUCGACAUUAACAUCACUUGUUGUGUGAUACAACAACCUUUCUAUUAAUCUGAUACUUAACAAUAUAUACAUACUUUACAUGACAUAUAAAUUAAAUUUUGUAUACUUCUCAUUUGAUUUUUAAAAAGUUAAUAAUGUCAUUUUAACUAUUCAUUAGUUAGCAUAAUUUCGAUAUCAGUUUUAAGUUUUUUGAUAUUUGUAAUGGUUAUGUAAUAAUCGCCUGGUCACACUUAACGAUUACACCCUGUAUAUGAGACCAACAAAGAUUGACCUAAGCCACAUUGCUUCUGAUAACCUAACUGCCACAAGCUUUAAAAAUAAUUAAUUUUAAACCAAGUAGUGUGGUUUGUUUAUAUUUAAUAGUACGCUAUCUAUUAUGUUAAUAAAAAAAUCCAAGUUUGGCCACAUUUGUAUUAAAAUUUAUCAAUAUUUUAAAUGUUAUCAAUCUGUCUCAGUCAGGUUACUAAACAAAACUUGGUUAGGCUGCAUUAGCACUUUAACCAUCAUGUCCUCGGGAACAAUCUUCAGAAUGAUAUAAUAUUAAUGGGUACACUACACACUUUCAUGUUAAAUAGCAUAAGUCUUGGAUGUUAAAAUAAAUGUGUUAACAUCAGAUGCAGCAAUCUUGGCCAUUUGCCUCCUUAUUUAAAAAAAAUUCGGUCAUAAGACUUUUUAGUGUGUAUUUAUAUGAAUGAUUCCUAAUAUUUUAACGAUACUUUAUAAUAGUUCAGUCACCAAUAUAGCACAAAUUAUAGCAGACAUUCAUUGUCACUAUCUCAAUUUCAAAUAGUCUUUAUUAAAGUAAAGUUUGUGAUUAUUUCAUUGUCUUUUUUUUUCAUAUGUUGUUGCUUUUAAAUAGUGAGAACAUACAAGAAACUCGCAGGCUUUUGCUCAAUUUGUAAGUUUGCCUUA
Leptidea sinapis is the source of this 5715-nucleotide messenger RNA. RefSeq names its product trifunctional purine biosynthetic protein adenosine-3 (gene Gart). Gene Ontology annotation, molecular function: ATP binding; metal ion binding; phosphoribosylglycinamide formyltransferase activity. Gene Ontology annotation, biological process: 'de novo' IMP biosynthetic process; adenine biosynthetic process. Bases 210 to 4307 code for a protein of 1365 amino acids. The record is from RefSeq and is a predicted model, not a curated record. The transcript is spliced from 24 exons. Lineage: Eukaryota; Metazoa; Arthropoda; Insecta; Lepidoptera; Pieridae. Gene Ontology annotation, cellular component: cytosol.